AUGGACAUAUUCCAAGAUGCAAGGUUACUAGAUGCCAAAACCACUACUCAUCCUAUGGUAAAAAAUCUCAAAUUAAAUGUUGAUAUUGACCCUUCACUUUUAGGACAAGAGAAGUAUAGAAGCUUAGUAGGAAGACUUCUCUAUCUCAACUUAACUAGACUAGACAUCACACAUGCCGUUCAAGUUUUAAGUCAAUUUCUUCAACAACCUCGAGCCCUACACUGGAAUGUUGUUGUCCAUUUGCUCAAAUACCUCAAGGGUACCCCUGCCAAGGGAUUGUUUUUCUCUAGUCACAAUGAUUGUGCAUUGAGGGUUUAUUUAGAUGCUGAUUGGGCAAAUUGUCCUAUGACUAAAAAAUCCUUAACUGGAUACUGUGUCUUUCUUGGUCCAACUAUUGUAUCAAAAGCAAAAUACCAUUAG
This is a messenger RNA of Manihot esculenta (cassava), 420 nucleotides long. RefSeq lists its product as uncharacterized. NCBI's taxonomy places the organism in Eukaryota, Viridiplantae, Streptophyta, Magnoliopsida, Malpighiales, Euphorbiaceae. The transcript has a single exon. The coding region runs from base 1 to 420 and encodes 139 amino acids. The record is from RefSeq and is a predicted model, not a curated record.